AUGUGGCUAACUGGCUUGAUGAACAACUACAUGAGACACGCGGUGGCCUCCUUCCUCAUCGCCUAUCUGGACAUUCCUUGGCAGGAAGAAUACCGCUGGUUUCAUGACACACUGGUAGACGCUGAUGUUGCCAUUGAUGCCAUGAUGUGGCAGAAUGGAGGAAUGUGUGGUCUGGAGCACCCUGUUGAUGCAGCAUAUGUGAGGCAGUGGUGUCCUGAAUUGACGGCACUUCCUGAUGAGCUCAUCUAUAAGUUCUGGAAGUGCCUGGCUUCAGUGCUUCGCAGGACAGGUCUUUUAUCCUCAUACCUCACAGUUAUCUCAGACCUUGACUCAGAUUAA
Molecule: messenger RNA, 339 nt
Organism: Xyrauchen texanus (razorback sucker)
Lineage: Eukaryota; Metazoa; Chordata; Actinopteri; Cypriniformes; Catostomidae
Biological process (GO): entrainment of circadian clock by photoperiod; circadian regulation of gene expression
Cellular component (GO): nucleus; cytoplasm
Molecular function (GO): DNA binding; FAD binding
Source: RefSeq, a predicted model, not a curated record